AUGAAGCAUUCGUCUGCUCGUAAUGUAAUCGAAAGAGCAUUCGGUGUCUUGAAGGGUCGAUGGGCGAUACUGCGGGGAAAGUCAUACUACCCUGUAGAAGUUCAAUGUCGCAAAAUACUCGCAUGUUGUCUCCUCCACAACCUUAUCAAUAGAGAGAUGACAAACUUUGAUAUAGAAGACAACAUAGAUGAGGUUGGUUCCACCCAUGCGACUACUACCGUCGAUGACAUACAUUACAUAGAGACAUCCAAUGAGUGGAGUCAAUUGAGGGACGACCUUGCAGAAGAAAUGUUUACUGAUUGGGAGUUGCGUAACCAAUAG
Messenger RNA from Cucumis melo (muskmelon), 321 nucleotides. RefSeq lists its product as uncharacterized. The coding region runs from base 1 to 321 and encodes 106 amino acids. Lineage: Eukaryota; Viridiplantae; Streptophyta; Magnoliopsida; Cucurbitales; Cucurbitaceae. The record is from RefSeq and is a predicted model, not a curated record. The transcript has a single exon.